AACCUAGAACUACCAAAAAGAUUUAUUUUAAGUUUUCAUCAUCCUUAAUAAGAAUAACGAAAAAAAUACGAUAAAAAAAUGACCAUGAUAUAAGAUUCUUACAGUACUGUGGUACGAUGAUAUCAAUCGGCGUUGUUGCUGCAUUGAUACUCCUGCGCUAAGCUUCUAUCAUUCCUAUGUGUAUGCUGUUGUAUGACAGCUGUAAAUGGCUGUAAACGAUAGGUAGGCGGGUAUCAGGCAUGUUAUAAGAAAUACAGAGAAUGAUAAUAAUAAUGCUGAGCGACAGGAAAUCCGAAUCGGGACGGCAGCGUCUGGUAUAGUCGGAGAAAGAGACUUGGAAUUUUAAGUAUACGAAAGCUAUGUGUCCUGCACUAUUGGAGAACGAGGAGCGAUGCCUGGGCGGCAUGACUUUUUUUGCGCAAAGUCAUCCGGUGGAGGUAUGUGGCAGCAAUGGUCUGCCACUCACACCGAAUUCCAUAACCAUCUAUGGGAAGGCACAAUUUUUGAAGACUAUCUAUCACCCUCAUCUUUCUCCCUAUCUUGAUAUAAUUAGAAGCAAGCAUGAGAGGAUUGUAGUUGUUGCGGAAUACAGCGGAAAUCCAUUGAGUACUAAACAUGAUCUAAACACAGAGGAGAUCAUCAAAAUAUCUUUUCAGUGUCUCUUAGCACUGCGGCAUAUGAAUGAAUUAGAUCUAGUACACAGGCACUUGAGUUCAGAUAAUAUCCUGAUUAAGAAAAAUAGUGAUGUCCAGUUAUACAAUUAUGGAUUGUAUUACAUGACAGAUGGAGGAAAGAAUGUAUCUUUCCCAAUUGGUUAUCCAAAGUACACUGCACCGGAAGUGUUUUUGAACCCUAGUCCAAGUGGUGUCAAGAUAGAUUCCUGGUCUCUGGGAAUGAUCGUAGCUGAGCAACUAUUAGGACAGCCUAUCUGGCCUGGUGUAAAAUUAUCCCAGUGUUUAAGAAAAGUUUUGAGCUUAAUAUUAUGUGAAACCAGCAUAUUCGAACGUCUUGCCAGAGAAAACAAUUGUUUUCAAGUUUACGAAAAGUUACCAAGGGAACUAAAGGAAUUUGUAGAUUCAUGUCUACAAAUUCAUCCUACCAAGCGCAAGACUCCAGCGGAAUUACUGGAACUACCGAUAUUCGCGGAGCAUUUAAUGAGAAAUGUGCAGGAGAAGGAAGAAAAUCUCUAUAAGAAUGUUAUUGUUAGAAAAAUGGAUGAGUUGUAUUAUCUAUGGCAAUUGGCCGGUGGAGAUAUUACAGUAGAGCUAAAAAAGCAGAGUCUCAUUAGAUCAAGACCACCUAUCUUAUCUAUUCCAAACUUAGUCAUACUACUGGGGCAAAUGUUUGGUCAGAGAGACACCGCUAGUCUACUCGAUGUAAGGGUCGUUAAAGUUCCUCUGGAAACUCUUCGCCAGCGUUUAGCCCAUAUCCCUUACAUAGCAAAUUAUCCUUGGUUGACAAAUCAAAUGCGGGUUCAAGCGCAGGAAGAUUUGACAAACGCUACAUCUCAAUUGCCCUUAAUCAUAAGAGAACGCGAUACGGAAUAUCAGUUUUACAGGCUCGUCCUGUUCGACAGACUUUUGCAGGCUUAUCCGCUCACUCAGGAGGCAAUUAUCGAGGAAGCACACAAGGAUAUACCGCCUCCGGUUAGAGGUGCCGUAUGGGCGGCUUUGCUCGGUAUCACUGGUGACAUACAGAAACGUUAUGACAUGAUUGAUAAGGAAACGCCCACUCACACUGAUCGGCAGAUAGAGGUGGAUAUACCGAGAUGCCAUCAAUAUAGCGAAUUAUUGUCAUCCGGCGCUGGGCAUGAACGACUGCAAAGGUUGCUAAAAGCGUGGGUCAGAAAUAAUUUACAUUACGUUUAUUGGCAGGGUCUAGACUCGCUGACAGCGCCGUUUCUUUACUUAAAUUUUAACAAUGAAGCUCGAGCUUUCGCGUGUUUGUCAACGUUUAUACCGAAGUAUCUUCACAAGUUCUUCCUGAAAGACAACUCGGCGGUAAUACAGGAAUACUUGGGAAAAUUUUCUCAAAUCAUUGCGUUCCACGAUCCCCAGUUGGCAAAUCAUCUAAAAUCUAUAAAUUUCGUACCGGAACUCUUUGCUAUACCAUGGUUCCUAACAAUGUUUUCACACGUAUUUCCGUUGCAUAAGAUAUUGCAUCUGUGGGAUAAAUUAUUGCUGGGAGAUUCAUCGUUCCCUCUCUUGGUUGGAUUAGCAAUAUUGAAACAACUGCGAGAUUCCUUAUUAAUGUCAGGUUUUAACGAAUGUAUUCUUUUGUUCUCCGAUCUGCCCGAGGUUGAUAUAGAAUUGUGCGUUAAGGAUUCCAUGACAAUGUAUCAGAAUACACCCGCUAGUAUUACAUACAGAAAACACCAAUACAAUAUAGCGAAGCAGGAUGUCAAUUGGAUUGAACCCGAAACGGGAACUGAAAAGAUGCCAAGAAUUAGUGUAGAUGACUUUUUAAACCUCUACAACAACUCGCCGAGCAAAGUCAUAGUAGUCGACGUACGUAAUAAUAUACAAUUUGAGAGAGGCGCUAUUCUCGGCAGUAUUAACAUUCCAUUCACAAGUGUGCAAUUGUCUCAAACUCACAUUGACACACUCGGGCCACAUGCAAAACCAUUGAUAGAUAAUAAAAGCAGUGUCGUCGUAAUUAUUGGACCCCACGAUCAAAACAACGCGUUGUUUGCAGAUUUUCUGGUAAAAUGCAAUGUCAUAGGAGUCUGUUCUCUUCAAGGCGGAAUUAAUGCGUUACGUUCCAAAUCUCCGAAUAUCAUAGUACCUGCACGCUAAUUGAAUUACGUAAUUGAGUUACUAUAGACAUAAUAAUACUCAGAUUUAUUCAUCGAUACAGUACAAUUAAUGUUAUAUGACUUUUAAAACAAGUAUAACGAUCUUGUAUAAUUUUGUUAUAAAAGGUUUCAUUGUA
Messenger RNA from Solenopsis invicta (red fire ant), 2931 nucleotides. Its product is annotated as TBC domain-containing protein kinase-like protein. NCBI's taxonomy places the organism in Eukaryota, Metazoa, Arthropoda, Insecta, Hymenoptera, Formicidae. The record is from RefSeq and is a predicted model, not a curated record. Gene Ontology annotation, molecular function: ATP binding; GTPase activator activity; protein kinase activity. Gene Ontology annotation, biological process: protein phosphorylation; activation of GTPase activity. The coding region runs from base 360 to 2795 and encodes 811 amino acids. The transcript is spliced from 12 exons.